Molecule: messenger RNA, 1440 nt
Organism: Triticum turgidum subsp. durum (durum wheat)
Lineage: Eukaryota; Viridiplantae; Streptophyta; Magnoliopsida; Poales; Poaceae
Source: the annotation of a GenBank genome assembly
AUGGCUCUCGCAGACGACCACGACGAGUACGCGAAGCUAGUCCGGGGGAUGAACCCGCCGAGGGUUGUGAUCGACAACGAAGCCUCCGACGACGCAACCGUCAUCCGGGUGGACAGCGUCAACAGCCACGGCACCCUCCUCGCCGUCGUCCAGGUCAUCGCCGACCUCAACCUCGUCAUCCGCAAGGCCUACUUCUCCUCCGACGGCAGCUGGUUCAUGGACGGUGAGUGCGCCACACGGCCAUCAAGACUUCUAGUUCUUCUAGCCCUCCGCCCAAUUUCCGCGGAAUCUAAGAAAUUUCGGUUCUUCGUUUUCCCCUUGUUGUCCGCAGUGUUCAAUGUCACUGACCGUGACGGGAACAAGGUUCUUGACACGCCAACCAUCUCCUACAUCCAGACGACGUUGGAAGCCGAGGACUGCUACUACCCGGAGGUGCGCAACACGGUGGGCAUCGUGCCGUCGGAGGAGUACACGUCGAUCGAGCUCACGGGCACCGACCGCCCGGGCCUGCUCUCCGAGGUGUGCGCGGUGCUCGCCGGCAUGCAGUGCGCGGUCCGGAGCGCCGAGCUCUGGACGCACAACACGCGCGUCGCGGCCGUCGUGCAGGUCACGGACGCGGCCAAAGCCGCGGGCGGCGCCAUCGAGGACAAGGCCCGCAUCGCCGACAUCAGCCGGCGCCUCGACAACCUGCUGCGCGGGCAGAACGGCGUGCGAGCGGCGGCCGCGGCGAGCCUGACGCACAAGGAGCGCCGCCUGCACCAGAUGAUGUUCGAGGACAGGGACUACGGCGCCGCCGGACGGCCGGACCCGCGGACGGAGGUCUCCGUGACGCACUGCGCCGAGCGCGGGUACACCGUGGUGGUGGUCCGGUGCAGGGACCGGCCCAAGCUGCUGUUCGACACCGUGUGCACCAUCACCGACAUGCAGUACGUCGUCCAUCACGGCACCGUGAGCUCCGAGCCGGGCGGCGGCGCCUACCAGGAGUACUACAUCAGGCACGUGGACGGCCACCCGGUGAGCUCCGAGGCCGAGCGCCGGCGCGUCGUCCAGUGCCUCGAGGCGGCCGUGGAGCGCCGCACUGCCGACGGGCUGGAGCUGGAGGUCCGCACCGACGACCGCGCCGGCCUGCUCUCCGACGUCACCCGCAUCUUCCGGGAGAACGGGCUGACGAUACGGCGCGCCGAGAUAUCGUCCGAGGACGGGGAGGCCGUGGACACCUUCUACCUGUCGGACCCGCAGGGCCACCCAGUGGAAGCCAAGACGAUCGAGGCCAUCCGCGCGCAGAUCGGCGAGGCCGCGCUGCGGGUAAAGAACAACCCGCUGGCCGACGACGGCGGUUCCAGCUCCGAGGUCGCCGCCGGCUCGACGGCAUUCCUCUUCGGGAACCUCUUCAAGUUCUACCGUCCGUUCCAGAACUUCGGCCUCAUCAAGCUCUACUAG